This is a messenger RNA of Funneliformis geosporum, 2302 nucleotides long. Lineage: Eukaryota; Fungi; Glomeromycota; Glomeromycetes; Glomerales; Glomeraceae. The record is from the annotation of a GenBank genome assembly.
AUGGAGGCAGAAAAUACUUUCAGAAAUUCUUUUGCUAAAGAGAUUGAGGGUUAUUUAAAUAAUAAACGUUGUUUAUAUGAAGCUGAAGGUAGAAGAGAAUAUCUUCCCCUAGUAGAUCAAGCUCUUAAUUUAAUAAAGAAUAUGAGAAAUUCUACAACGACAGAUUCGUCAGUUCAAAGUACUACGUUCGAUCGACCUUCAGAGAAGAUGUAUCAUUAUGCUGAGGGUGAAGCAAUUGAUUGUGCGAUAUGCAUUGAACAUGUAGAGGUUAUUCAUGCUCAAGUUAGACUUUCAUGUGACUAUAAAUGUCCUUAUUGUCGAAUCGAAGUAGACAAAUUUGCAAAACAACCAAGAAUUUGGGAACAUCCCGUGCAUGGACCACCGCAGCCACAGAAUCAAAUUGAUACAAAUGAUAUGCCACAUCCAGGAGAAUUGGAUUUUGCAAAUUUUCAGCGCGGUGUGCUACAAGUGGUAAAUUCAAUAUUUGGUGGUAGAUUAAACCUUGGUCAUCCCUUUCGCAAUGAUAACGGCACCGAAGAAGAUUAUGAUAAUGAAGACGAUUCACCAUCUGAAAUUGAUGAUGAAAUUUAUGAAACACGUUAUGUUGAAAGCAAUGAUUCUGACAGUUCCGAUGAUUCAGAUGAAUCCGAAGAAGAUCACGAAUAUGAUCGUGGAACCGGUAAUACCUUCGGUCCACCACGUAAUCCAUAUUAUAGCAGCUCAAACGAAACAUUAACUUCGUCAGGUAGACGAACUUAUCCAAGAGGAGCAACACAUGCUGGUAAUGAUCGUAUUGUCGGUGUACGAUCAUCUCGUGUUGAACUUCUUGAAGAUACUGAUAAUCUUUCCACUACUUUACAAGAUUCAAUAAGGUCACGAUCGAUAUCGCGUAAUCGUCCCCAUCCUGACCCGAUAAGUGGUUCAGCAUUUCGAAGUCGUCCACCAAGUUUUUCUAGAGAAAUAACUCCAAGAUCAGAAGUUAACGAAAUGUCUAGGUAUCGAAAUGAUAAUUAUUAUCCACAAAGAUCUGAUUACAUUAAUAUGCCUAGAAUUCAUGAUCAAGACACUUUUAGAGACGUUAAUUCGAAUGAUGAAAGUUCCAUAUAUAAUAAUCAUUUAAAUAAUGUUUCAUCGAGCAAUUUAUCUACAAGUAAUCAAAGCAACGAACAAAUAUAUAAUAAUGCAAACAAUGGUCAUCAUUUUUUAAAUACGCUUCCUCAAGCUAUUAUUAAUGCAUCGCAAUCGUCAACAACGUCAUCAAAUUAUCAUAAUUCGAAUCCUUAUAGAACCACAACAGAUUCUGAAUUCGAAUUUUCAAAUGCCUUAUACAGACACGCUUCGACAACGUCCCGAUUAAGAAAUAUGUAUCAAGAUGAUUCUACAGCAGACGAUUUGAUGGACGACGAAUCAGUUAGUUCAUCAUCAUCGGAGGAGGAGGAUUCGGACGAUGACCAAGACGAAGACGAAUCGAUGUUCACUAAUUGGGAUGCGAGCAACAAUAUGGACACAUCUGAUGAUUCUGAUAGCGAGGGUGAAGGCUACAGACAAAGUUUUUCCCGUCGUUCUUCCUCGUCUUCUGCAUCACCUGCCGUCUCUUCAUCGGAAGAAGAUGAAAAUGACAACGAGUCAGUCGUGACCACUUCAACGAGCAAUUCUAGGCCUGAAAUAAAUCAGCAAUGGUAUAAACCAUGGUCUUGGUACAAUCAAAGUGAUUCUCUAGCCUUAGCCUCAACUGUUACUUCUAACGCUUCUACUAUCGCAUCACCUGAUAGUGAAUCUACGAUUAGUAGUGUCAAUUCAUUUACUCCUAUUGUACGUAUUUCUUCCUCAUCAAUUCUUGUAGGAAAGAAAUUUUAUUUUUUCGGUGGAUAUACGUCCAAGUUUUCAAAUGAAGUAUUUUAUCUUGAUGUAUCUCAAUCAUUUAAUUCGGAAAAUCAACAAUGGAUUGAUCUAACACCAUCAUCGCCAAUUCCAUUUGGAAGUGCAUUCGCUACAGUUUCAUUAAUUGACGACAUUAAUCCAACCAUUUAUCUGUUUGGUGGAUUUAUGGUUGAUUCUGUUUCAUCUAAAGACAUAUUUGAAUCAUUUGUACAUAAAUUUAAUCCUCAAACUCUUAAAUGGGAUAUACCUAAAACCAAUGGCCAAAUACCAAAAAGACGUAGGAAUGUUGAAGCAGUCAAAGAUAAUUUUGGAAAAUUUUAUAUUUUUGGGGUUGCAAAAAACAUCAAUAUGUUAAGUCUAAUGCAAAUAUUUCUUUUACAAGCUCAAAAUGAUCAAAUUAUUAUUUGUGGUGGAGCUGUAG